Pygocentrus nattereri (red-bellied piranha) is the source of this 3018-nucleotide messenger RNA. It is a transcript of the gene shox, whose product is annotated as short stature homeobox. The record is from RefSeq and is a predicted model, not a curated record. Gene Ontology annotation, cellular component: nucleus. Bases 137 to 1066 code for a protein of 309 amino acids. NCBI's taxonomy places the organism in Eukaryota, Metazoa, Chordata, Actinopteri, Characiformes, Serrasalmidae. Gene Ontology annotation, molecular function: sequence-specific double-stranded DNA binding; DNA-binding transcription factor activity, RNA polymerase II-specific. The transcript is spliced from 6 exons. Gene Ontology annotation, biological process: regulation of transcription by RNA polymerase II.
UGUGAGCUAAAGCUCCUACACACACUCACAUACACAUACAUACACACACACAUACACACAUACACACACACACUCCCACCCCUAAACCCCACCCCACCCCGCGCGCUACAGGGCCGCUUUAAAGUGGAAUCCGCGGAUGAGCAGCCACUCUCCAGCCAUGGAGGAGCUCACGGCGUUCGUGUCCAAGUCCUUCGACCAGAAAGCCAAGGAGAGCAGCAAGGAGAGCAUCACGUACCGGGAGGUGCUGGAGAGCGGCUUGACCAGGGCCAGGGAGCUGGGCAACUCGGAGAGCAACCUGCAGGACAUUACUGAGGCCAGCAACCACUGCCCGGUGCAUCUGUUCAAGGAGCACGUCGAGCUGGAGAAGGAGAAGCUGAAGGAGUUCAGCGCGGCGAGAGCGGCUGAGGGGAUUUAUGAAUGUAAAGAGAAGAAGGAGGAUGUGAAGUCAGAGGACGAGGACGCGCAGGGGAAACUGAAGCAGAGACGGAGCAGGACGAAUUUUACUCUGGAGCAGCUGAACGAGCUGGAGCGGCUGUUCGAUGAGACGCACUACCCGGACGCGUUCAUGAGGGAAGAGCUGAGCCAGAGACUGGGACUGUCUGAGGCCAGAGUGCAGGUUUGGUUUCAGAACAGAAGAGCAAAAUGCAGAAAGCAGGAGAAUCAGAUGCACAAAGGGGUGAUCCUGGGCUCGGCCAGCCAUCUGGACGCAUGUAGAGUCGCUCCGUACGUGAACAUGGGCGCUCUGAGGAUGCCCUUCCAACAGGUCCAGGCCCAGCUCCAGCUUGAGGGGGUGACCCAUUCGCACCCUCACCUGCACCCCCACCUGGCGGCACACGCUCCCUACCUGAUGUUCCCUCCCCCGCCCUUCGGACUGCCCAUUGCAUCACUGGCGGACUCGGCCUCCGCGGCGGCAGCUGCGGCGGCGGCUGCCAAGAGCAACAGCAAGAACUCCAGCAUCGCUGACCUGCGACUCAAGGCAGGACUGCUUGGAGGCCACUGGCUCAGCCCCUUCCAGGCACAGAUCACAGCCCCAGGACCGUACAAAAAUGUCUGGAUGUCUGUCUGAAAACCAGCGGUUAGCAGCGGAGACUUUUAGCAAAAAAGAAAAAAAGAGCAGACUCAGAGUGGCUGAGGAAGGCUAGAGGUUGAACAGUGCUCUCAGAAUGGGGUUGUUUUUUUUAAACGGACAGACACUCAAAAGUUGGGACUCUCAACCUCACCGAGAAAUGACCAACAGCCACACUCGCCUCCAACCACUGUGUUCAUUUGUCUGUGCCGCUGCUGAGUGCAUGCGUUCAAACGAAGGAUAGCUCUAUCGGGGCUGGCCUCCAUUGUAACUGACAUUCACCAUGUUGAUCACUGCCAUGACAACUUUCCACUAUAAUCCGCACCUAGAGUCAAUAUAUAGUUUUUGAUUUUUCAUCGCACCUUGGACACAGAUGGAAAGCAGCACUCACACCAAGGGUACAAUCAUCAGUUUUCAGAGAAUUUCUCCUGUUUGCUUCUUGUUUUUUUUUUUUUUUUUGGCGGAGGAAAUGCUAUGUUGCUGUAUAAUUCCUCUGGGCACGAGUCAGGAGGACUUUAGCUUUCACGUUCAGAUUUUUUUUUUCUUCCUUUGCUCUGUCUUUUCUUUCGUGAUGUGUCCUGGGAAUAGAAGUAAAACUAGCUCUUGCACUUCAGGUCUUGUAUCAAGGUGUUUACAAUCCUUACUGCAAGAAAAUACUACUUCUAUAUAAGAUGGUGAGAUAUUGACUAAUUGGGGUCUCAUCACAAAAAUACAUUGAAAUGAGUUUUUUUUUCCAAAAGGGUAACUGCAAUUUUGUAAUUUAAAAUAUUACGGAAACAUCAGUUUAACUGAAAUGCAACUAUGUGCAGUUAAGUGCAAUACUGUAAAUAUGAAGAAAAAAAACAAAUAGUUGAUGUUUGCUAAUCAACAACUAACCAUUUUUUUUUGGCACUGAUACUGAUGUUUUCCAAGUUUAUUUUUUUUUCUCCACAGACACAUUUUUUCUAUGCUGUGUAAAUGAAAAAAAGUUGCUAACUCAUUUGCACUUGUGUGCCAUAACUCCCCAUAUGUGAUGGUACUCAAACACAGUUUUGUAUGUGUACAUUUUAAGAGGCAUCACGGUUGACAAAGCAAAUUAAUUUCAUCCUGUACAAAUAUAUAGAGCAGUUGCUUUAGGGGCAGGGAUCAUAUUCUUCUGGCUAAACUGUCCACCAAAGACUACCCCUUCAGAACCAUACGUAUAACAUCGCAAAUGAAUCUAAAGCAUCAGAAUCAUUUACAGUAUAAUUGUUAGUUGCUUCAUACAUGGUAUUGUGCAUUUUCCCCCCAGAUGAACACAAAUAGUAGCCAUUAGCUUCUAUCAACAAGAGAAAUUAAAUAACCUGUUUUAAGUACAAGGAGGAAGAACUGUAUUGUUUGCAAGCCUGUUGUUUGUAACAGAUUGCUGUCAAUUUCAAUAUUAAUUGCCUUUGAACUAGUAGAUCCUAGUUAGGUCUACCUCUAACAGUAAAUUAUACAUUGUGGGACUUUUGUUUUUCUGUUGUUCGCUGCCAUUAGGGUUUUUAGGAAUGUUUUCCGUUUGUUUAAUUGAGGUCAUAGGUGCUUUUAUUUAUUAUUUUAUCUAAAAGUUUAUAAAUGUUGAAUGGUCUGAUUUCAAGUGUACAUUUUUACAUGGCUUUGCAUUUAUUUUUAUAUACUUUUUAAAUGCUAACAUUUGCAGCAGUUUGAAGUGAAUGUGUGACUGCAGAACAUUUUUGUUUGACUAAAAAUGUAGCGUGUCCGAGUUUACAAACAUUUCAGGGACGGUGGAAAAAAAAUCAUAAAACUUUGUGUUGAAAUUUUCUUGAUGAUCCAUGGAAUUCGUUGUAUCCCUUUCUAAUUGACGUUUCAUAUGCAAGCAUGCCCAAACAUGGUUCGCCAUUGAGUUUGUAUUUUUUUUUCUGUUGUUUCACAAAAAAAGAAUGUACAUCUUGUACAAGUUAACUAUCAAUAAAAGUUAUAAAUAUUUGUAA